AUGAGUUCUACAAUAGCAAAAAAAUUUAUACCAUUAAUGGAUAGAAUUUUGAUAAGUAAAAUUGUUCCAAAAACUACAACAAAGUCUGGACUUUUUUUACCUGAAAGUGCAACUGAGCCAUCUUAUACAGGAAAAGUAUUAGCUGUUGGUCCAGGUAGAAUAACAAGUAAUGGAAAUAAAAUACCUCCAAGUGUAAAAGAAGGAGAUGUUGUUGUUUUACCAGAAUAUGGUGGAUCUUCAUUAAAAAUUGAUGGAGAAGAAUUUUUUGUUUAUAGAGAUGAUGAUAUUAUUGGUAUUUUAAGAGAUUAA
This is a messenger RNA of Plasmodium gallinaceum, 309 nucleotides long. Its product is annotated as 10 kDa chaperonin, putative. Gene Ontology annotation, cellular component: mitochondrial matrix. Gene Ontology annotation, molecular function: protein folding chaperone; protein-folding chaperone binding; metal ion binding. The record is from RefSeq and is a predicted model, not a curated record. Lineage: Eukaryota; Apicomplexa; Aconoidasida; Haemosporida; Plasmodiidae. Bases 1 to 309 code for a protein of 102 amino acids. The transcript is spliced from 3 exons.